AUGUAUGAUGAGAGCAGAUCAAUCGUUAACAUACAAAUGUUUAGUGAAAAAGGAACUUCUCCAUUAUGGAUUCAAUUAAUUAUUCUUCUCUUACGGGCAUGGUUUUUUAUAUAUGAUUGCCUGAAUUAUAUACCAUACGAGCUCUUCAAUUCACCAACGGCUAAAUUAAUACUAAGUGAAAGGAUAAAGGCAAAGCCAAUCAAGGGUCCUGAUAGUCCGUGGGUUAACAUAGAUGGCCCAAUUACUAAAGAUUUUCCUGGUGUAGAUACAGCUGAUAAACUGUUCACAUAUGUGGCAAAGUUGUAUAGUGACAAACUGGCGUUGGGUACACGGGAAUUACUGGAAGUACACGAAGAAAAACAGCCGAAUGGACGCAUAUUCGAGAAAUGGGUAUUGGGUAAUUACAAUUGGCAAACCUUUACCGAAGUUCAUGAAAAAAUUGGUCGAAUUGCUUCAGGUCUAAAAAGUAUCAUGAAAAAUGAUUGUCCAGUGAAUCGGGCAGUAAUUUUUUCGGAAACUCGAGCUGACUGGUUUAUUACCGCAUUCGCAUUCUUCAGAAUCAAUGUACCAGUUGUUACGGUGUAUGCAACUCUCGGUGAGGAGGCAAUAGCCCAAGCAAUCAAUGAGACCGAAUCGACAUUGUUAGUAACAUCAGCAGAACUUCUGCCAAAAAUUGCGGCAAUCGGGAAAAAAUGUCCAACAUUGCGAUCCUUAGUCUAUUUCCGCCCCGUGCAUCCUUCGAAAAAAAUCACUGUAAUGGACGUCAUUAAACAGCAAUUCCGAAAUGUUAUUUCAUUGGAUGAGUUAGAAGCACAUAAAAACACUGUUCCAGAAGUUUCGCCUGCGGGAGGAAAUGACACAGCAGUCAUAAUGUAUACAAGUGGUACUACUGGUGCUGCAAAGGGAGUAAUUUUGACGCAUUAUAAUAUCGUGUCAUCGGUAGCUGGGCUGGGCGCUGGAAUGCCUAUCAUCUGUGAUACCGAUGUGUAUAUUGGAUAUCUUCCGCUGGCCCAUAUUAUGGAGUUUGCUGCCGAAUUGACAUGCGUGAUGCGGGGUUGUUGUAUUGGUUACUCAAAUCCACUAACGCUUCAUGAUUCGGGCGCUAAAAUUAAACCAGGUACAUGUGGAGAUUGCAGAGCGUUAAGACCAACAAUUAUGGCGGCAGUACCGGCAAUAAUGGAUAAGAUAUUCAAAGCCAUAAGCGAUGAAGUUGCAGCAGCUCCACUUUUCAUGCAAGAACUUUUUCGAUUAUGUUAUGAGCGGAAACGAACACGUUAUCAGGGAGGAUACUGUAGUCCCUUUUUGGACAGAAUUGUUUUCAAAAACAUUCGACGACUUUUGGGUGGUAAAUUGCGAGGUGUAGUGAGUGGUGGAGCGGCACUGAAUCCAGAAACUCAACGUUUCAUGAAUAUUUGUAUGUGUUGUCCAGUUAUUCAAGGAUAUGGGCCAACUGAGACAUGUGCAGCGGUUUGUAUUGCUGACGUGAAUGACCUAAGCACAGGAACUGUUGGUCCACCUGUGCGGUGUUCACGAAUACUUCUUCGAGAGUGGAGUGAGGGGAACUACACUCCGUUUAAUUAUCCUCCUCAAGGUGAAGUACUUGUCAGUGGUCCGAACAUAUCAGCAGGCUAUUGGAAGCAACUUGAAAAAACUGCUGAAGAUUUCGUGGUCAUUGAUGGUGUGCGAUAUUUCGCUACCGGUGAUAUUGGUGAAUUUCGAGAAGAUGGGUCACUUCGUAUAAUUGAUCGGAAAAAAGACUUAAUAAAACUUCAACAUGGCGAAUAUGUAUCGUUGGCCAAAAUCGAAACUGCAUUGCUGAAUUGUCCAUUAAUCGACAAUAUCUGCUGUUAUGGCGAUUUGCUGUCAUCAUACCUAAUUGCGCUUGUUGUGCCUAACAAGAAACAUCUUACAAAGAUGGCUGAAAAGUUGCAUAUCACCACAUCAAGUUGGACUGAUUUGUGUCAUAAUGUGGAAAUUAUUAAAGAAUAUC
Cercopithifilaria johnstoni is the source of this 1990-nucleotide messenger RNA. The record is from the annotation of a GenBank genome assembly. NCBI's taxonomy places the organism in Eukaryota, Metazoa, Nematoda, Chromadorea, Rhabditida, Onchocercidae.